This is a messenger RNA of Sinocyclocheilus grahami, 742 nucleotides long. Its product is annotated as 1-phosphatidylinositol 4,5-bisphosphate phosphodiesterase beta-4-like. The transcript is spliced from 9 exons. Bases 113 to 742 code for a protein of 209 amino acids. Lineage: Eukaryota; Metazoa; Chordata; Actinopteri; Cypriniformes; Cyprinidae. The record is from RefSeq and is a predicted model, not a curated record.
AUCAUCCUCAUCUCCUCCUGCAGGGUUUCCUCGCGCGCGGAAAGUGAGCGCUGUCCUCAGCCCAUCGUUCGCCUGCUCUUCACCUUCAGCCUCGGCCUGGUCUGUGAGCAUCAUGACCAAAUCAUACGAGUUCAACUGGCAAAAACACAUUCCUCAUUUCCUGCAGGAAGGAGCCGUGUUUGACCGAUUCGAUGAGGAUCCCUUCGUCUUUGAGCCCAGCUGCCAUUUCAAAGUCGACGAGUUUGGCUUCUUUCUCACGUGGAAAAGUGACGGAAAGGAAGGUCAGCUUCUAGAAUGUUCUCUGAUCAACAGCGUUCGUCCCGGAGUCGUGCCGAAGGACCCAAAGAUCCUGGCGUCUCUGGAAGCGGCGGGGAAGAGCGAGGCGGAUCUGGACGGCCGCAUCAUCUGCAUGUGCAGCGGGACGGACCUGGUCAACCUCAGCUUCAUGUACAUGGUGAUGGACAACACGGACACGGCCAAGAGGUCUGUUUCGAAUGUCAACGGCAAAAUCCCGGUCCGAGGUAUCACACGGACGUUCGGCUCAGGUAAAACGGAGAAAGGAAUCUUCCAGGCGCUGAAGGAACUCGGUCUCCCCAGUGGGAAGAAUGAUGAAAUCGAGCAUUCGGCCUUCACCUUCGACAUCUUCUACGCUCUGACGCAGAAGAUCUGCCCUCGCACGGACAUCGAGGAGCUCUUCAAGAAGAUGUACGUCACACGCUGUUCAGUCCUCAAGGUUAACUAG